Messenger RNA from Actinia tenebrosa (Australian red waratah sea anemone), 462 nucleotides. RefSeq lists its product as uncharacterized. The record is from RefSeq and is a predicted model, not a curated record. Gene Ontology annotation, molecular function: ATP binding; protein serine/threonine kinase activity. NCBI's taxonomy places the organism in Eukaryota, Metazoa, Cnidaria, Anthozoa, Actiniaria, Actiniidae. Gene Ontology annotation, biological process: protein phosphorylation.
AUGGAUGUUGGCGAAAGCUUUCCUAAGGAAGCCAUCGAGAAAGUCAGCGAAGUGAAGGAGAUAAACGCUUCAAACAUAGUGAAGAUGGGCAAGUUUCUUGGUUCGGGAACCUUUGGUCAAUGCUAUUUGGGUAUGUACUGCGGCAUACUUGUCGCAAUAAAAGAAUUCCACCGAACCAAUAAAGGCGAGGAGGAAAACCUCAGGAAAGAAGUGAAGCAUGAGGCGACAGUUAUGAGUGAGCUCGGCGAUCAUCAUGGCCUUCCACUGCUUUUUGGAGUCGAUUUGCAGAACCACCCCUACAAAAUCGUGCUCCAGUUUCACGGCGAAAAAGAUCGCAGUUUAACCAUCCACAAAGCAGCAAAGCAGAAAAAGCUCACCAACGACGAAUGGUUAGACGUGGUUGACGGCGUCGGAAAAGCCCUCGAACACGUGCAUUCCAAAGGGUUUUGCAUAACGACCUAA